CUUACAGCACCAGUGAACUGCUCGGAUCACUUGUGGUUGUGAAGCCAUGAUGGUGAAGUUGACUGCUGUUUGCCUUGUGGGGCUGGCCUUACUUGCCAGCUUCUGUGAUGGUCAGAGUUGGGGGGGGUACCAGAAACCUUCAGUACCCCAAAAUCCCACAAAACAGAAGCCAGCAGAACCCCCACAGCAAAAGCAUACAUUUGAAAAAGAGCUCACUUGGACUUACCCCUCUGACCCCCAGCCUGAACCCAAGGUUGAUGUGCCAUUCGAGCAGAGAUAUCCUGUCCCUGCUGCAACUGUUGCUGUGGAGUGCAGAGAGGAUACGGCUCAUGUGGAAGUCAAAAAGGACCUGUUUGGAAUUGGCCAGUUCAUUGAUCCAGCUGACCUGACCUUGGGAACAUGUGCUGCUGUUGCAGAAGAUACUGCCGCUCAUGUGUUGAUUUAUGAGUCUGCACUGCAUCAGUGUGGGAGCGUAUUAACAUCAACAGAUACUUCUCUUGUCUACACCUUCACUUUGAACUACAGCCCUAAACCUCUGGGCAGCGCUCCUGUGGUGAGGACCAGCCAAGCUGCUGUAAUUGUGGAAUGCCAUUAUCCAAGGAAGCACAAUGUGAGCAGCCUUCCUCUUGAUCCCCUCUGGGUACCAUUCUCUGCUGUUAAGAUGGCUGAAGAGUUCUUGUACUUCUCUCUGAAACUCAUGACUGAUGACUUUUUGCAUGAGAGGCCAAGCUAUCAGUAUUUCCUUGGUGACCUGAUACGCAUAGAGGCUACUGUCAAGCAGUACUUCCACGUACCCCUGCGUGUCUAUGUGGACAAUUGUGUAGCUACUCUUUCACCAGACUCAACUUCUAAUCCCAGAUAUGCCUUUAUUGAUAACCACGGGUGCAUGCUUGAUGGUAGGAUCACAGGAUCUGACUCAAAGUUCCUGGCUCGCACUGUAGAGAACAAGCUUCAGUUCCAGUUGGAGGCCUUCAGGUUCCAGGGUGCUAAUAGUGGACUGAUCUACAUUACCUGCCACUUGAUAGCUACAUCUGCUUCCCAUGCCAUUGACACAGAGCACAGAGCUUGUUCUUACACUGGCGGAUGGAAGGAGGCCAGCGGAGCUGAUGCUGUUUGUGGGUCCUGUGAGUCUAGUGGAUUUGAGGUACAUGUCCCCACAGGAGUUAUACCUGGUACUUCAGCUCAUGGCAGUGGAUCACAUCAUGGGGCUGGGGAUGCAAAGAUCCCAGGGGGAGGUCACCCUAAGGAUACUACGAAAAAAAGACCGUGGCGCGAUGUGUCCCAAGCAGAAGUUUUGGAAUGGGAAGGUGAUGUCACUCUGGGUCCCAUCCCCAUUGAGGAGAAGAGGGUCUCUGAGACGAAGAAUUAAAAGAAUUUCCCCCUGAGGCCAUGACCAUCAAAAUAAACAUCAUCAUUGCUUCAUAA
Melanotaenia boesemani (Boeseman's rainbowfish) is the source of this 1425-nucleotide messenger RNA. RefSeq names its product zona pellucida sperm-binding protein 3-like. The record is from RefSeq and is a predicted model, not a curated record. Gene Ontology annotation, biological process: positive regulation of acrosome reaction; binding of sperm to zona pellucida; egg coat formation. The transcript is spliced from 8 exons. The coding region runs from base 47 to 1369 and encodes 440 amino acids. Gene Ontology annotation, molecular function: acrosin binding. Lineage: Eukaryota; Metazoa; Chordata; Actinopteri; Atheriniformes; Melanotaeniidae. Gene Ontology annotation, cellular component: extracellular matrix.